Molecule: messenger RNA, 3501 nt
Organism: Anopheles coustani
Lineage: Eukaryota; Metazoa; Arthropoda; Insecta; Diptera; Culicidae
Gene: Sap47
Product: synapse-associated protein of 47 kDa
Exons: 10
Coding region: 307-1836 (509 amino acids)
Cellular component (GO): cytoplasm; synapse
Source: RefSeq, a predicted model, not a curated record
GUUGUUUUCAUUGUGCGUUCGAUACGUCCACAGAGCGUUGAGAAUCCGUGUUGUGCAGAAGAGAUUUUCCACCCAUCUUGUGAAAAUUAAUAUUUUUCCAGUGCGUAGUGCAAUCAUUGAAGUGCAGUAAAGUGUUUCACAGUCCAACUCGGCUCGAGAGCAGCGCGCAUAGAAAAACCCAAGCAGUGUAAGAAGGAAACCACUUGGUGCAGAUUGGGUUGCCUUGACCAAAACAGCAGUUUACAUUGGGUGUUUUCGUGGCGGUGUGAAACAAAUUGGCCACCUCAAGCAAACAAACAACGAAAAAUGAACAUGUUUUCCGGAUUAACGAAUCAAGUGAGCUCCUGGAUCGGUGCGGCCAAGGGCGAACCGCAGGACGAGGAGGUGCCGACACCCCCGAACUCGGCUGCCACGACUGCGACAGCGACCACUUCCGGUGCAACGGCAGCGACAACUGCAGCCGCCGACACGACUGGCGCAGCAGCAGCUGGCGGGGACGGUGGUGACAAAAGCCCCACCAAAGGAGGUGUCUUCUCCGGUGUUUCAUCGAAGGUGACGGGAUGGCUGGGCAAUGCCUCGAUCCCGUCGAUGCCAGCGAUUCCGACGGUCUCGAUGCCCGCCAUGCCUGCGAUGCCUUCGAUGCCCUCGAUCCCGGGCCUGCGGAAGACGAACCAGACAGACGAGAACGGCGGCAUCACGAACGAGGGUCUGGUCACAUCGCCCGAGAAGGCGAGUCAAGGUAUUGCCGGCUCGACGGAUGCUGCCGAUGAGGAGGACCGGUCAAGGUAUAUUAGUGCCACUGGAGGAGCUGACUCUCGUCCCGCCACGGGUCCCGGAACACCAACUGAGGAGAAUGCUGGACAAAUCGGGCAAGUUACACAUAAAGUCACCGCUGGCGCUAAAUCGAUUGGAUCGUUCCUGUACUCUUCGUUCAACAAAGCUGGGGAUAAGAUUAAACACCUGAAAGACAACAGCAUUCUCGGAGAAUUCAGCAAGGAACAAGAAGCAUUCAUUAAAAACCAACAAGGCGGAGGAUCCGCUGGCGUGUGUCCGUGGGUAGGACAUGCCAACGAAGCAAAGAUCAAAGAGGAGAUUCUCAGUCUGUCGGCGGACCGUCGAAACUUCGUACGAGCUCCACCGGCGGGAGUUGAAUUUGAUUUUGAUUACGAUUCGUCGUACCCGAUUGCAUUGGCCAUCAUGAACGAUGAUAAGGAGCUGGAAAAGAUGCGAUUCGAGUUGGUUCCAAAAAUCAUCACGGAGGAGAACUUUUGGCGUAAUUACUUCUACCGUGUUUCACUGAUAUGCCAAGCAGCAGAUUUGGGCACACUGGGCGACCAUAAUGAGUUCGUUAAACGUGGCGUCAGUGAAGAUACAGAGGAUGCCGACUCUAGCCGGACAGAUGUGCCAAAACCCGUGCUCAAUGAAACCAGCGCUCCCGAGCGCUCGGCUCAAACGGUCCUUCCAGCCAAAACGUCCGUUUCAGACACUGUUCGAAACAGUGCUACGCAUUCCGAUGUCGCGGUGCCUUCCGGUGCCAUCGUGAAAACGGUCAAAAAAAGCAACCACAGUGAAUUCAUUUCUGAUAGUUUCCAAACGAACGAACAAGAUCUGGAGGAGGUAAAGGCUGGCAUGAAAAAGCUCGGUAUCGAUAGCCUAGCCCGGCAGGCGAACGAAUCGAUUCUGCACGAGGCUGAAAAAAGUGAAGAGCAGUGGGAAAAGGACCUGGAGGCGGAGCUGCAGGACUACGAGCUGGUGAACGAUGGGAGCAACGAGCGCAACGCUAACUGGGAGAAGGACGUGGACGAGCUGCUGGACGACGAGACGGACCUGAAAUAAAACGAAUGUUUCAAUCAGUUACUUUGUAAUAUGAUCCACUGCGGCGUGACGAAGUAAUGGACCCACGCGGUGUCCUCCGGCCCGAUGGCCUGCGUGUGCGAGGUUUAGAAGUGGCUUUACGUUUCUCGGUUCGUGGCUUUGCAAAGGUUUACGGUUGGCGUAUGUAUGGUUUACACUUGUUGAUACAGUUUAACGCACUGUGAUGAUUUUUUGAUCGGUCGAUUGAUGGAGAUCGAAACGAACGAAGGAUGGCUACGGGUAGAAUGAUGAAGCACCAUGUUUUUCUUGGAUAAUGAUUUGCCAUCUUUUUCUGGGUUGCAAAUUAUGCAACCCACUUUCAGUAUGUGUGUUUGUAGCAUACAUGCAUCCCACCUAGAAACUUUCCCUCGUCCUUUCUGUGGUCAAAUUUGUGCACCCUCUACCUUCCGCUCUUUACCCUCCCAUCUCGUUGGAUGAGUUACGUAUUUUUAGCAGCAUAAGUUUCGGGAACUGGAUAGGAACACGAUCGCUGCUGCGCCAACAAUGGUUGUGCGCAUCAUCUUACAAAGCAAUUGAUGCAGCAGUUUGGGUAUUAAAAUACCCGAACUAGACACUACUACAAAAAAAAAACUAGAAUAGCAUAAAUAGGGGCACAUAUUAUAGAGUGAGAGGGAUUGAAAUAGAAAUACACCAAAAUUAAGCCCGUACACUGUUGCCAUCGCACCUUGGGCUUUCUAUGCUAAUUGCGAUAAAUAUGCAAACAGAUAUGCAAAAUCCAAGUGGCACUCGUUAGACACACUCCAUAUUUCCUUAAUCGGUCAAUAGACGAUAGAAUAUGAUGGGCUACAAUGUCGACCCGCAAUAUCAACUGAUUUACGAUCGAAUCUUUAUAGGUUCUGUUUCCAGCAUCUGUUGCCAGCAGAUAUUCAACGUUGGGGAAUAUCCUAUUUUGGAUGAAAGCAUUCCAAUAAUGCUCCAUUGUUGCUGGAUGGGCAUUAUGCGUGCUUUCUCGGAAUUGAAAAACAAUUCAAAUCAGAUGUGAAACAAACAUUGAAGAUGGGAACGCUUUUUGCGGCAAUUGAUUAAAUGAAUGAAACUGUGGUCUAAAUUGGAAUAUAAGUAGACACCAAACACACUUAAAAACUACAAUAGGAUCUAAGGACGUUUUACUAACUACACGGUUUUGUUGUAAAAGAUUUCAUCGGAAUGAUUCUGGUUCGUUUAUUAUUUUUUUAUUUUUAGAUUCUGAGCUGACUUUCUGACUGUAUGGUUUAAAUCGUAAAAACAUUAGUAUGCCAAAUAUUAAAAAAAAAAAAAUAUCACAAUGUUACUAACACCACCAAGAUCUUUCUAUUAAUUGGAGUAGGAUGCAUAGGUUAUAUGAGCUAGAAGCUUAAGCGUAAUGAGUAAAUUAAAGCAGAAAACGGUAUCCUAUUGUCUUAAACGAUUCGAGGUACGUCCACGCAUAACCUUCUCAAUUGCAGUUCCAUAUGAUAGUUGAUAAAAUAAUAGUAAACUAAGUGAAUGAAGAAUACUUACCUGGAUGAAUAUUGAAAGGAAGACAAGACAAGAGAUUAAAAGGGAAGUUGAUAUACAUAAAGGUAAAACACCUCUAUCAUUGAUACAUCAAAUAAUGGUUCGUUUGGAAACGAAAGUUCUAAUAAAGACAAUGCUAUGAAUUAACCA